Megalops cyprinoides (Indo-Pacific tarpon) is the source of this 4158-nucleotide messenger RNA. RefSeq names its product SEC14-like protein 5. NCBI's taxonomy places the organism in Eukaryota, Metazoa, Chordata, Actinopteri, Elopiformes, Megalopidae. The transcript has 15 exons. The record is from RefSeq and is a predicted model, not a curated record. Bases 571 to 2715 code for a protein of 714 amino acids. Gene Ontology annotation, cellular component: cytoplasm.
GCGGACAAGACGGUGUAGCCGGUGAAGGAGCUGUACGCUGAUCAUGCAUAGGCUAAAGAAAAGUACAUGGAUAAGUAAAACAAAUUUAGUAUAGCACAUGUAACGGAGCCUCCGGAAUUUCAAAUGUGUUGCGGCCGUGUAUGAACCCAGCGCUUCAUCUAGUUCACAGCAUUGACGGUGCGGGUCGGCGAUAGCUAGCUGUCAGUAUCAAUUAGAAGUGUAUUUAUUUUUAUUUUAUGUAUAACAGGAGAGUAGGGAUUCCAUUUUAGUCAUUAGAAACACAUACAAGCAUGUUCUGAAGGUCGUGUUUCAAUGGGAGUACGACCAGAUAGAAAUAUAUGUGACUAGAAUGAAAUAGGCUGCUAGGCUAUGUAUUAACAUCUCCUCAGUCAGUAACGUGAACUAAUGAAUGAACGAGCUUGUAAUUGUUUUUUGGUCGUGGAACGUGCGCACAAAGCAAACUGGACCGCUGUCAGAACAGGGACAAAUACAUGUGCGAACGAAUAAAGUCCGAAUAUAGCGGAAGACGAGCACGUUGUCUGGACUCAGCCCCCUAAUACGAGAUUGAAAAUGGUGCAGAAAUACCAGUCUCCAGUGAGAGUCUACAAGUACCCGUUUGAGAUGGUGAUGGCGGCUUAUGAGAAGCGCUUCCCCACCUGCCCGCAGAUCCCCGUCUUCCUGGGCAGUGAGGUGCUCAGCGAUGUCACCAGCGAUGACGGCUCUGUGCACAUCAUUGAGCGUAGCUGCAAGCUCAACGUGGAUGCACCGCGCCUCCUCAAAAAGAUCGCAGGAGUGGAGUACGUCUACUUCAUCCAGAAGAACACCCUCAACUGGAAGGACCGGACGCUGCUAAUCGAAGCCCACAAUGAGACUUUCGCCAGCAGGGUGACGGUCCUUGAGACAUGCAGCUAUAGUGUUCAUCCAGAGAAUGAAGAUUGGACGUGUUUUGAGCAGUCUGCCUCUUUGGAUAUCAAAUCCUUCUUUGGAUUUGAAAACACUGUGGAGAAGAUUGCAAUGAAACAGUACACUGCCAACAUCAAGCGGGGCAAGGAGGUGAUUGAGUAUUACCUGAACGAGCUGAUAGCAGAGGGGAUCACGGAAAUCCCGCGCUGGGUCCCGCCGGAGAAGCGAGCCCUGGUAAAGCCUGUGGCCCCGCCCUGCGCUGCGCCCCUUUGCACCCCGGCACCCGACUCCAGGCUGGACCUGGACUCCCUCGCGCACAGCAGCACCAAAGACUCCAGCUGCAGCCUGAGCGCCGCCGCGGAGCCCACCACGCCGGAUGCAGACAAGUUAGAUGCUGAUUACAUUGAGCGCUACCUUGGGCAAUUGACACCAAUGCAGGAGAGCUGCCUGAUUCAGCUGAGGCAAUGGCUGCAGGAGACUCACAAAGGAAAGAUCCCCAAGGAUGAGCACAUCCUGCGCUUCUUGCGUGCCCGCGACUUCAACAUGGACAAGGCGCGCGAGAUGCUCUGCCAGUCGCUCACCUGGAGGAAGCAGUACCAGGUGGAUUACAUCCUGGAGACCUGGAGACCCCCUGCCUUCCUGGAGGAGUACUACGCCGGCGGGUGGCACUUCCACGACAGCAACGGGCGGCCGCUCUACAUCCUGCGCCUGGGUCAGAUGGACACCAAGGGUCUGGUGAAGGCUCUAGGAGAGGAGGCCCUGCUUAGACACGUUCUAUCCAUCAAUGAAGAGGGGCAAAAAAGAUGUGAAGAGAACACCAAGAUAUUUGGAAGACCCAUCACAUCUUGGACUUGCCUGGUGGACUUGGAGGGCUUGAACAUGAGGCACCUGUGGAGGCCAGGUGUGAAGGCCCUCCUGCGGAUCAUCGAGGUGGUGGAGGCCAAUUACCCCGAGACUCUGGGCAGGCUUCUGAUUGUGCGUGCUCCACGAGUCUUCCCUGUACUCUGGACUCUGGUCAGUCCCUUUAUAAAUGACAACACACGGCAGAAAUUCCUUGUCUACAGUGGUAACAAUUAUCAGGGAGUGGGAGGACUCGUAGAUUACAUCGACAAAGAGAUUAUCCCUGACUUUCUCGGGGGAGAUUGUCUGUGCAACGUCCCAGAGGGUGGCCUAGUUCCAAAAUCCCUCUAUCAAACCGAGGAAGAGCUGGAGAAUUCAGAUCACAUCAAGCUGUGGACAGAAACCAUUUAUCAGUCAGCUCACGUCUUCAAAGGAGCGCCCCAUGAGAUCGUCAUCGAGAUCCUGGAGGGCUCCUCUGUCAUCACCUGGGACUUUGACAUCCUGAAAGGGGACCUGGUGUUCAACAUGUUUCACUCCAAACGGUCCCCACAGGCUGCCAAGAAAGAUCCGUCAACCUCCACACCUGGCGUUAACAAUGUGCAGCUGAUUGAGAAGAGCUGGGUGCUGGGAGUGGACUACAGCAUGGUGGAGUCCCCCCUCAUGUGUCGAGAGGGAGAGAGCAUCCAGGGCUCUCACAUCACCCGCUGGCCCGGCCUCUACAUCCUACAGUGGAAGGUGAGCGGCCACGCCUCCGGCUCGGGCACCGCCCUGCCCCGUGUGGAUGACGUGCUGGCCUCCCUGCAGGUCUCCUCCCACAAGUGCAAAGUCAUGUACUACACCGAGGUGCUGGCCUCCGAGGACUUCAGGGGUUCAAUGACCAGUCUGGAGUCCUGUCACAGCGGCUUCUCCCAACUAAGUGCUGGAACCACCUCCUCCAGCCAAUCACAGAGCAGCUCCCUCAUCUCCAGAUAGUCCUUCAGGACUGGGGUCAGAGGGGCAGCUCCAACAUGAGCUACACACACACACACACACACACACACAGAAACCCAUCCAAAACAAUAUUCAUACACAUGUAGGUAUAUAUGCAGAUGUACUCCACACAAAUAUCCACACAAGAAGGGCUAGAAAUACUUGAGGAUACAACAGUUUGUCACUUUAUGGAACAGUCCAGGUAUUGUAAGUUGCAUUUGAGCUACAAUUUUUUUAAGUGAGUAUAAUGUAGAAAAUUAAUGUACACAUAUCUGACCUCAAAGGGGAUUAGAGAAGUACCUACAAGAUGUAUUGAUUAUAAUGAGAUUCAUAAUCUAUUGCAGUAGAUAUUUUUCUAUGAUCUUAUAAGAAAUAGAGCCACUGCAGGUGUGUCAUGCUGUUGACAUUCUCCAACCACCUAUACUAAUCAACCCUUGUUUCAUAUAUCCAUCAUCUGGCAAUACAAUAGAGUAGUUAAAGGUGAUGUGCAUGGAUAACCAGUAUGUAAGCCUUCUGUAGUUGCUGCUGAUAUCUCCCAUUUCCAUGUUUCAUUUGUUUUAAAACGAAACAAAACCGUCCAGCUCACUUUAAAAGCACAGGCGAUGUGUUCUGGCAUGUUUUCAGUGCAGUUCUGUUCUUAAUAGCAUGUACCAGAGAAACUGCAGGAGCCCUGUGGGACUCACUGAAAACUGCAUAUCACUGCACUGAACUGUGCGAUCUUAACUAGCACAGGGCUAUACUCUGUAAAUAGAUUUCACAUUUUUGUGUAAUUUAAAGCCAUACUCGUUUUAUGCUGUAGUGUUCAGGAGAAUAGAAUGUAACUGAAAGAGAAAAAACUUCAAGACAAAGGACCUUUCAAUUACAAAAGGGCUUUUUUAUAGCAAUAUUGAUGAAGCACAGUAGAUGUCGAUGACUUCUGAGCCAAGAGGCUUUUAUUAUUUCUUGCCUUAAAACUCCAUUUUGAUUUGAAGUGAAACAGCCAUUAAUUGGAGUAAGUGACUUACGUAAAGAGGGGAUCUGAUUUUAACAUGAGUUAUACUGAUAAAACUUUAAAAAACAAACCAUAAAACAAAAAAGCACAUUUGAAAAGAAAUGUUUUGCUGAAUUUUUAAGGCUCUUUUUAAAAUUAUUACUCAUUUUUUUUAACUGGAAGAAAGUUCAGCAUGAAUACAGGGAGUUUUCUUAUGUUCAGAUGAAGAUUGUAAUAGUGAUGAUUAUAGUUGACAGGGCAACUGGAUGAUGUGACAGUAUGUGGUUAUUUGUUUUUUGUUUUUUUUUUUUUUAAUAUAAGGUCUUGGAAGAACUGAAGAAUUUUUUACAUAAUUUACAACUUAAUAGAGCAGAGCUUCAAAGCCAUUAAUAGCGUGUCCACUGUUUCUACAGUAGCUAAUACUGCAUUCAAUACUGACAUGAAAAUGACAAAGUAAUUUUAUGAAAGGAAGAUGA